Molecule: messenger RNA, 1218 nt
Organism: Arthroderma uncinatum
Lineage: Eukaryota; Fungi; Ascomycota; Eurotiomycetes; Onygenales; Arthrodermataceae
Exons: 4
Coding region: 1-1218 (405 amino acids)
Biological process (GO): regulatory ncRNA-mediated heterochromatin formation
Cellular component (GO): nucleus
Molecular function (GO): siRNA binding
Source: RefSeq, a predicted model, not a curated record
AUGUUCGUCUUUCAAAAGGACGCUCUUCCCAAGGAUCCAGUAUUUCCGCAAAAUUUGAAGGAGCUUGGAUAUUUCGUCAACGAUGAUGAUCAGAUACGCAUGAUAGGAGAUCCGGAAGCGGGUUUCUUGUACAAGAUCAAUGCCAACGAGCGGUAUAAUGAGCAGCAAAGGGAGGCGAUGAACGGAUGCAUCCGUGACAUUGUCGUUUCCCGUCUGCACGACCAAGGUCUCGAGACUCUGCGAUUACCUAUUGGUGCUGAACCCAAUGAACAACAUGUGCCCAUUCUAGUUUCCCCAUCAUUCAAGACAGACAAACGCAUUAUCGUCGUAUUUGGCGAACCUGUUCAAGAUCUCGGCAUAUGGGCGUAUCGAACUAUAGGCGGUGACAAAAUCAACACUGGGUCUGCAGUUGACUUUACGGCGGCUGUCCUGGGAAGUAAAUGCACCAUCAUUCCAGUGGCCGAACAAAAGUCCAAGCCAAGUGAACAAACAUCUUCAGCAGUCCUGAGUGAUACGAAUGAGAGUAACGACGAGGCGAACAAGCCUCCCCCUCCAGGCCUUAUCCUGACCAACCCAGGACAACUGGUGUGGCACUGUGCCGGUGAGCGUGCCAUCUCACUUCCCACAUGGCUUGCCCUACCCAGAAAAUACGCUGUUGACCCACCUAUGAAAAUGACCGUUCGAAAUAAGAUACCCGGCAACGAAACCUGGCAGGAUCAUGUCACUUAUGUCUUUGACGAAGUGUUGGGUAAACUUACGUCAAGCGAUGCGAAAAUCGACGUUAUUGGGCUUGCAGAGGGAAGCCUUGCUACUGUUAGGUAUCUAGCGGAGCAUUGGUCGACAUGGAAAUCUCGCAUCUCGUCAAUCACUCUCGGGAACCCAUUGCACGACGUUAACCAUCUCCACCCACCCGAAUUCGCGGAAUUCAUAUCGACUCGCUGCCGUGCUUACCUGAUCUCGGAGGCGGAGUUGGAUCAGCCUGUUGCUGGUCGAUAUGAGUAUGGUUGCAAUUGCUAUUCCUCCGGAGAGUCGAAGAAUGUCGAAUGCAUCAUCCCCCGAGCUUAUGGGAGUAUGUUGAAAUGGCUCGAUCAUAUGUCUGAGAACCCGGGGUUGAAGGAGGUUGAGGUAUUCAUUAGCAAUGAGGUUGGGAUAGCUCAAGCUGGCGAUGGUACUAAAGCUUGGGGUGAGAGCGGAGAUGCUGUUGAAGAGCUCAACUAA